Hypanus sabinus (Atlantic stingray) is the source of this 11015-nucleotide messenger RNA. Its product is annotated as DNA-binding protein RFX7. Gene Ontology annotation, molecular function: RNA polymerase II cis-regulatory region sequence-specific DNA binding; DNA-binding transcription factor activity, RNA polymerase II-specific. Gene Ontology annotation, biological process: regulation of transcription by RNA polymerase II. Bases 511 to 4983 code for a protein of 1490 amino acids. Lineage: Eukaryota; Metazoa; Chordata; Chondrichthyes; Myliobatiformes; Dasyatidae. The record is from RefSeq and is a predicted model, not a curated record. The transcript is spliced from 9 exons.
CCGCCGGACUGCGCCUGCGCUCUGGCAGCGCCGCUCAUUCACUCAGCUGCUCUCCUCUCGCUGAGGUUCUGUGUGAAGGCCGUGUGCAUGGCACCGUCUCCGGAGUCGGGCUGUAACGCACGGGAGAUACACAAAUCGCCCCAGAACUCGUCCCCACUCUUUCCAGUCAUCAUACCCGUGUGUUUGUGAGGUCUCUUAGGGGAGCGAAGCAUCUUCCGGCUCGGAGCAGGUCAAGGAUGUACCAGAGCCGGGGAGAGUGCUGUGCACAGGUCGGGGCCGCCUUGCAGUACUGAACAGACACCGAGGAGAGUUCGCUCGGCAUCGGCGUGUGAAGUAGGAGGAGGGGGGAGGGAGGGUAGGGGGAGGCGCUGCUCGGUCCUGAGGGGCCGCUGAGCGGCUGCGGCCUAGUCACCGUACGUGUCCAGCCCGCCCUCACGUUCAGCCCACGGAGACCCUCCCCGCUCCGUCUCUCCCUGCCUGCCUCCCUCCCUCCGCACCACCAUCACCGUCAUGGCAGAGGAGCAGCCGCCGCCGCCGCCGCCGGAGCGGGAGCCCCAGCCGCAGAUCCGCCGUGCGGAGGGCAACUGCGCUUUGCCCAGCCUGGUGGCAGGGCUGGCGGAGUCGGAAGCGAGUGCACUGCAGCAGAAACUGAAGAACUCCAUCUGCAAAACUGUACAAUCAAAAGUGGACUGCAUUUUGCAAGAAGUGAUGAAGUUUACAGAUCUAGAAAAACUCUACCUCUACCUUCAGUUGCCUUCUGGUCCCAGCAAUGGAAACAAAAGCAAUCCGAACUCUUUGUCAUCUAGUCGCACCCAACAAAUGCAUGCAUGUAACUGGAUCCGAAAUCACUUGGAGGACCACCCAGAUACUUCACUGCCUAAGCAAGAAGUUUAUGAUGAAUACAAAGGUUAUUGCGACAAUCUUGGAUAUAACUCUUUAAGUGCAGCUGAUUUUGGGAAGAUCAUGAAGAAUGUCUUUCCAAACAUGAAGGCCCGGCGUCUAGGCACAAGAGGCAAAUCUAAAUAUUGCUAUAGUGGUCUGAGGAAAAAGGCUUUUGUUCACAUGCCAUCACUACCAAGCCUGGAUUUUCACAAAACUUCUGAAGGGUCUGAAGGAAUAGACUGUGCAGGCCACUUACAAAGUAUUGAUGAAGAGGUCAGAUCUGCGGCUUGCAGUCUAGUGUGUGAGUGGGCCCAGAAAGUAUUAAUCCGCAAAUUCGAUUCUGUGGUCGAUCUAGCUCGCUUCCUUGUUACCAGCCACUAUAUUGGCACUAAAUCCGUGGCUGCAUUGUCUGUGAUGGCCGGUGCACCAUCAGGAGGGAAACAACCAUCUGCUUUUGUGCCUAUGGCUGAAAGCAAUGCUUUUCAGCCCCAGGUGAAGACUUUGCUUUCACCAUCAAUAGAUGCCAAACAACAAUUACAGCGUAAAAUUCAACAAAAUACGUUAAAGAAACAGCAAGAACAGAAACUUCAGUCUCCACUUCCAGGUGAACAAGUGAAGAAGAUAGAGGGCCCGGCUGUUGGAGGAGUAGCUAGCAUUGCCAAUGGAAGCCCUGCUUUGCUUUCACCACAACCUACCAUUGGCAUAGUGGUGGCAACAGUACCCAGUCCUAUCCAAAUGCAGAGAAGCCGACAGAUGAUGACAUCACCAAGUCCACUGGGUCCAUCAGAGAGCAAGGUCCUUCCUCUGAAUGUUCAAGUUGUUGCUCAACAUAUGCAAUCAGUCAAACAGCAGCAGAAGACUAUACAGAAUAUCCCUGCAAGCCCACAUAAUGAUCGCUCAAGACCUCGAUAUCAUCAAAUCUUGCCUAAGCCACCCUCCACCAACACGCUUACUCUCACGUCUCCAACUAGGGUACUUUUGGCUAGUAGUAGUCCAAUUAAAACCGUUAUGUCUGGAACGUCUCAUGCAAGCUCUUUGAAUAUGGUAAAGAUGACAACAAUAUCUCUCCCUCCCAAUACUGGUGCAUCCCCCAAGUCUACGUCAUCAGUGAGUACUAGUAGUGGAACAACAGAAAAAGUAAAAUCUGCAUCAGCUCUGAGAGUUGGGUCAACUUCUCUUUCUGCAGUUGGAUCCAGAACAAGUAGUAUAACAACAACACCUACUGCCGAAGUCAUCAAAUCUGAACAGGAAGCAAUAUCAAAUGAUGAAAAGCAGCUUCAGUGCCAAGACCAAUCAAGAAACUUGAAGGAUCCUAGAAGAGUUGCUGGUUCUUCUCCAUCUGGGCAAAAAAGUAAUAGUGAAGGUGCAGCAAAAGUGAAAAUGUCAAAUGGGAAAAUAUCUACUGAAAAGGCAGCUAAAGUCUGUAAUGGUCAAAAAACUGAAGGAAAAAAAAGCAAAAAUGAAGGCAAGUUUGUACCCAAUGAAAAUCUGGCUCUUUCAGUAGCAGGAAAUAACCAAAAUGCUUUUGUUGUUUCUUCUACUUCAACUUUGUCAAGCACCAUCACUAUUUCCAAAUCCAGUGCUGAUAUUGCCAGGUCUCAUAAAGACAAUGGGAUGUGCCCAAAAAGUCCAAGGAAACGGUCUCCUUCAAAUUCUGUGUCUGAACCACUGGUGCCCCCUGUGAAAAAAGCACUGGUUUUAGAACCUACUUUGGAUAAUGCAGAACAUCAGAAGCCCUGCCCUGCUACUACAGCAAUGACACCUCCAAAACCCUCUGCAGGUGUACUAGUGAAAAAUGAGAAAACACCAGCAAUGGUUCAUACACCUAGUAAAAUUACUGUUAAACUGAAUACAACAGGGAUAACUCGUAUAUUAGCCAAUCCUACAUCUGAUACUCAAGUGUUCACCCUGGAUUGCAUUCGGACUUCUACAGAAGAAACGUCCACUUUUCAGGAAAAUAAGACUGAGGACUUGGAAAGGAGCUUGUUGACAUUACAGGCAAACAACUCAAGUACAAAGCUGACAAUUGAUAAUACUGACAUUCAGCUUAUCAAGAAGAAUCACCAAUGCUUUUUAACUGAUGCAGAAAGGCAGCCAGCAUUAAAUGCUAGUGUAAUAGGGAAUUCAGGGACCGUUGAUUUUCAAGAAUCUGCAUGGGAGCCAGCACAAUGUAAUGGGUUGGAUCAGCAGUUGUAUGAUCAACAAAUGCACAUUCAAAACCAGCUUGAAAAUUCUACUUUGGUUCAGCUGCAAGGACAAAAUCAAAUACAAUUGUCAAACCAGUUACCCCUCCCAGAUAAUUUGAUGGAUCUCACUGCUUCAAGUUCACAAACCAAUGAGAACUACCUUCGGUUUGAUGAUGACCUUACACAGGACAGUAUUGUAGAAGAGUUAGUGUUAUUUGAAGAGCAAAUGUCCCUGAAUGUUGAUUAUGGAUCUGGGUUGGGAUUUCCUGCUCAUGGUCAUUCUGCAGGAAGUCAGAAUACACUAAUGUCAUCCCAUCAAACCAGUCAGUUCUAUCAUCCAAUCCACAGCAGUGGCACUCCAACCCCAACUCCCACUCCAACGCCAACUCCAACACCUAAUCCAACGCCUACAUCAGAAAUGAUUGGCUCCCAAACAUGUUCCAGUCCUAGCUCCAGGAUGGCUCAAACUACUCCAGUUGAUAGUGCUCUUGGCAGCAGCAGACAUACACCGAUUGGAACACCUCAUUCAAACUGUAGUAGUAGUGUGCCCCCAAGCCCUGUUGAGUGCCGGAACCCUUUUGCUUUUACUCCAAUAAGCUCCAGCCUAGCCUACCAGGAUGCCAGUAUAAUUUCUAGCAGCCCUGUUAAACCGAUGCAAAGACCAAUGGCCACUCACCCAGACAAGACAAAAAUUGAAUGGAUGAAUAAUGGAUACAACACUGGAAUAAGCAGUUCAGCAUCAUCGACCAAUGCUGUUGGUAUUCUUCCUAGUUAUCAGAAGCUUACGGAGGAUCACUUUAGAAAACCACAUGCCUUUGCAGUUCCUGGACAGACAAUGCAGUCGUAUCACCAUAAUGCUGUGCAGUUACAGUCCAGGCAUCAUGACACUCAUUUGGGCCGCAUUACUCCAGUUUCACCCAUACCACACCAAGCAACUUCAGUGGCUAAUGGCAAUAAGCAGGAGGGAUUUGCAGUUCCAGCACCUCUUGACAACAAAGGAAUGCAUUCGUUGAUCAAUAAUUUUAGGUGUCGCAGUGUCAGUCCUGCUGUUCGUCAACGUAAUCUUAGUGGAAGCACAGUUGGUCCACUGAUAAAUCUGCCAAGAACAAGUUUGGCACCUUUUGGAAGCCCAGUGACACCUGAGGUUCACAACACAUUUGUUAAUAAUAUUUCAGAUGAUAGUGCCAACAGCAUUGCUCAACGAAGCCAAUCUGUCCCUUUGUCUGUGAUGAUGCAGACUACUUUCCCAUCUUCCCAGAAACAAACUAACACUAAAAAGAUUACAAAUGUGUUGUUAAGUAAACUUGAUUCUGAAGGUGAUGAUGCAGUGAGAGGCUUGGGAAUAAACAACUUGCCCUCCAAUUAUACAGCAAGAAUGAAUCUUACUCAAAUAUUAGAGACAACAGCUUCUUUUGGUAGUGCCAACCAGCAACCAGUGAUUAACCCAAGCUCUUCUGUCUUUGAAUUCCAAAAGCCCAGUUAUGUAGCAAAACACAUCAAUAAUGAUCAGAUGGGUUAUAUUUCUGAAGAUAAUCAAGCACAAACAGAAUCCAGAGUGCAAUCAUUGGACUUCAACAGUACAGUCAAAGAUUUUUUGGCUGAAGAUAGCCUGCAGCCAAACCAGCAAGUGGUUGGUCAAGUAUCAUCAGAUCUAAAUGUUGCUUCUGAUUUCUCCAGUGAUCUCAGGUUACCUGCAGAGCUUUCGGGCAGCAUAAAUGAUCUGAGCACUUUAGACACAAAUCUGCUGUUUGACCCAAGUAAACAACAGGGGCAAGAUGUUGAUACGACACUGGGGGAACUAAAUGAUGAUGCAGUAUUCCAGCAGAUUUGUAAUGAGUCCAUGAAUCCCAUGCAGUCUUCAAGUUUUGAUUGGAUGGAAAAUAAAGAUCACCCUACAGUUGAAAUGUUGGGUUAAAUCAAAGAGUACUGUUAAAUAUAUAGCACACAUUUCAUUUUCUGAGUCAUUAUAUUUGGCCUAAUAGAUGUGCCUGCCUUAAGAAAAAACAUUUGUUCCUAAACAAGUGUAUUCCAGGAGGAAAAAAAACAACUAUUUUCCAUAUUUAAGUUCUAUUAACCUUGUGUCCAUAAUUUCAUUUUAAGUGCCAGCAUUUGACAUAAUUCUGCAUGGUUUAUUGCAAGUGCAUGUAUAUAUGUACCAUCCAUUUAUGGAAUUAGGUAUACUUACAAGCUCGGCUGCUAUCAAUAGAUAGAUUACUACAGUAAACUCUAAAUGCAGUAGAGCCUCUGAACUCAACAGCACUAGAUAAAUAAUGGUAAGAAGAGAUCCUACUCAAUUCAGGUGUAUUAGUCUGGACUUCAACUAUUUGAGUUAUUUGUCUAUAAUUUGAGCCCAUCAUCAUUUUCUAAGGUGCAGCAUAAUUUAUCUUUACUGCUUCAUUGUGGCUUUUCUUUAAAACUAGUCACUGUGAGUGGUGGUUGCACAUUAAAAUGAUGAAUUUUCUGUAACAAGCAGCAAUAUAUAUAUAUAUAUAGACCCAUUGUUGUCUCAACCACAUUUGCUAAUAUUCUUUUGCCCAGUAUUUCUCAUUGGAAUCAUAUAGAACUAGGCAUUACAAACAGUACUAAAAAACUCUCUAAUAUCAGUAGGAAGUAUGAGAUACAAUCCUUAUUCAUGCUAUUAUUCAAACUAUCUAGCAUUGUAUUCUAAAUCUGAUGCCUGAAGGUGUCUAUAAAGGAUAAAAUAAUAGCAGAGUCUUAAACAGCAAACCGAUUGCAGAAUUAUCUAGCAAAUUGUAUACAAUUUGUAUACAUCAUACUGUCAGCAGUAUGAUGUUUGCCUUUUAAAAUAAAGGCAUUCAGCACCUCCAUAAUUUUGGUAAAGUCUGCAUAUUAGUAUAUUGUGCAGAUAUUUACUCCCUUGAGACAUUUUUAUCAUAUCGUCUUCAUGUUGAAUACAUGCUGUGUAAGCAGGUUAACAACAAUGUCAAUGAAGUACACACAAGAAUUAAACAUGAACCUAGGUUAAAUAGAUUUUGUAUUCUUUGUAUUAUUCCUAAAGGGUAUACUGUAUUUGGAGGGAAAAUUGGUAGCUACCUCCUGAUGGUAAAACAAUUAAUAGUGGUAGUUAUUUAAGAACAAGGUGUCUACAUAAUUCAAAUUUUACUAAGUUGAUUUAAGAUGGUUCCCUAUAGAAAAUAAGAUACGAAAAUAUCCAGAAGUACCUUCCUUUUGUCCCAAAUAUGGCAUACCAACAGACAUUUUGGGCAGUCCACUACAGGCAAAAGAAACAAGUUGGAAAAUGGGAGGGUGCUGAUUCAAAAACUUCCUAAAUGAAUUAUAUCGCUUCAACUUUGAUUAAUUUUUAAUCUAAUAGGAUUGGUUUUUAACUGACCCCUAUUGCAACUUCCUUGUCCUUUUAUUUACUACUUUCCAUAGGGGCCAUUCUGUUAAAGACUAUACACCUUUCCAAGUUGCAUUUAACCACUAAACGAUGUGAUCUGGAAGCAAACUUAAAUAGAUUCCACUUUUUAUUUUGUUUUGGCCAUUCACACCAAACAAAAGGCUAGUAACUUUCGACAAGCUUUUCUUAUAUAGCUUAUCAUCAGAACACAGAAGGGAGGGACAAAUUGUGAUUUAAAUAAGGAGUAAACCGGCUCAUGCAAUGUGGAUGGCCUGGUUUAUUGUAGGUAAUGCAACUCAUUGAAGAGUUUGGAACUUCUUAUCUGGAAUUUUUUAAAGCAACCUGGUUGAAAAUAAUGUAAUCAAGAAAACAUUUCAGAUAGAAGUGUGAAUAUAGAAAUUGGUUUUGUGGAUUGCUCUUUUCGUUAGCUGGUGCAGGUACAAUUGGCAUAAUGGUCUCAGCUGAUGUAAAAUGUGGUUCUCUUGGGUGUAUUUGAAUUAAUUUCAGAUUCCCUGAAUUAUGUGCAGGGUAUCACUGACUCCCACUGGAGAACUGAAUAUUUUUCACCAACAAAAUUGAAAAUGGCUGUUUCAGCACAAAUACUAUGAACCCAAAGUUUACUUGAUUCCUACAAAUUAGUGAUACAUCCCUAAUUAAAUUCACUCAUCCACAAUUUACGUACCUGUGACCACUAGAGGGUGCAACCUUUUAUGCUGACUUAACUUUUCAAGUUUAUGUUCCAAGUGAAGUCUUCCAAGAUAAUUAUGAAUUCUAGGAAAUGCAAUUAUAAUUCCAAAAUCAAUGAUGUUAAAGAUGGCUUAAACUACUGAAUUGUGUCUCUUUUGACUUUUGAGGGUAACCAUAUUGAUAGUCUGACAUAAUAUCUAUGUUGUCACUGGAAUUUGUUUACUUCAUCAUCAAAGUACAAUUACAAUAGUAUUGUCACAAACUGUUAUUGCUUUAUUUUCCCCAUUUUUAGUAAUGGAAUUGUCUGAUGAUCUACAGGUUAUAUUCUUCAUUUAAACUAACCCUCUUGACUAUAUUGAUACUCAUUCAAGUUGCAGAGUUAAUUUGUUGAUCAUGAAACAUAUGCCUGUGGAUGUCAGAAAUAUCAACCAGUGUAUAAAUAUCAUACCUCUAGCGCAUUUCAAACCUCCAUUUUAAAAGCUUGGACAGCUAGUUUGUAAGGAUAGGUGUAUUGUAGCAAAGGAGUCUUUGUCUUGUGGGAAUGAAUGAUAUUAUAAGUGGGUAAAAGCACAUUGCAAUUCUAGCUCUGAAGCUUUUUCUUCAUCUAUACGGAUGGAAUCAAGAAGUAAACUGUCCUUUUUAAUAAGUUACAGGGUCUGGCAGUGCAGCAGUUAUGGAUCAGCUGCCAGGUUUCUUGACUAUUGAUUCACAGAUGUGAGCUUUAAUUCCAUCACAGUAGCUGGGAACUUAUAUUCAAUAACAAAAUAAAUAGACAAUAAGUGCAGGAGUAGGCCAUUUGGCCCUUCAAGCCAGCACCGCUCAAUGAGAUCAUGGCUGAUCAUCCACAAUCAGUACCCCGUUCCUGCCUUCUCCCCAUAUCCCUUGACUCUGCUAUCUUUAAGAGCUCUAUCUAACACUUUCUUGAAAGCAUCCAGAGAAUUGGCCUCCACUGCCUCCUGAGGCAGAAUAGAUCCACCACUCUUUGGGUGAAAAAGUUUUUCCUGAUCUCCAUUCUAAAUGGCUUACCCCUUAUUCUUAAACUGUGGCCUCUGGUUUUGGACUCCCCCAACAUCAGGAACAUGUUUCUUGCCUCUAGCGUGUCCAAUCCUUUAAUAAUCUUAUAUGUUUCAAAUCAAAGUUGGUUUCAGGAACAGUAACCUUGAGACUGCUGGGUUAACAUUAAAAACUUGUUUGGUUUACUAAUGGCCUUCAAAUUAACACAGCAACAUGUAACUUUUGCAUCAUUAAAAGUUAGCAAUCUAAAUUGUCUGCAUCCCAAGGACAAAUAGAAGUAAUUUAAAUUUCAGAAGCAAUGAAAGAAAUGUAAAAAUUGUCUGUUUGUUUCCUAUUACUCCGCAUCAUAUUGCCUUCUGUAUUCCCAGAUAUACUUCUCCAGCCAAGUCAGGCAUAACACUUCUCAUGCUAACUGGAAAGUACUGAGAAGAGGAUCUGGAGUUCAAUCUCCAGCCAGUUUUCUCAUGAUGUAGAACCUGAAAUACCUUACAUUUAACCAUUCACUGGUGUACUUUUGAAGGGGUGGACCUUAAAUGUAUUUUUGCUGUCAUUUCAUCUUUAAAAUAAUGGAUUGAAAAAGAAUGAAUUGCUAUUGUAUACACAAUUUGUGGAAACUACUUAUUCUUGUUCUCAACAAAUCAGCAGAUUUUCUUUGCAUUACCUUCUCAAUAUUUCUAUUCUGUCUGUGCUGCUCAAAAUUCCCAGGUAGUCAAUAUUUCAAUGUCUUAAAGUCAUAUUUGUAUUUUAUACUGUUUAUUUAAAUUUAUUUUUGAAAGUUUUUGUCCCUUCCCUUAUCCUCUUUUCUGUCAGGUGUACAGUCAACCUAUGGGCCUUAGUUGUUCAUAUCCCAAUAGUACAUUGCUAUUUUAAGUGGGCCAGUUAAUUUGCCUUGAGGGUCAAAAAAUGUUUUGUGGGGUGGCCAAUAAAUGCAUCAAAUGUGUAUACAAUAAAAUCACAGUUCUAGAAUUUUAAAUUUCAUCAAUGUAUAUAAAAAAUUAUCUGUCAAAAUGCCUGUACUAUAUCCAAAUGAUACUACUUUGAUAUUUAAACAGAAUUGUUGGUUGAUGUUCAACAGAAACAAUUAACUAAAAUAAUGAACAAAUUUAUUUAAAUAUGCUGGUGCCAUUUAACCAAAAUUUUCAGACUCUAGUUUCAUAAAUUUCUAUAAGGAAAAACUAUUGAUGAUUUUUAAUAUAAAGAAAUAUACAAAACUAGUAACCAAGGGCAACCAUGUUAAAUUAAAUGUAUUUUCUGUAAAGUUUUGCAUCUCAGGAUGAGAAUAUUUUUUACAUUCUGUUGUAAAGAAAGAAAAUCAGACUUCUCGUAAAUAUAGAGGAAAAAACUUACAGGGACUGAGGUAUUUCUCAUUUAACAAUGGGAAAUCUUUCUUAGAAGUCAGUGGUUAAAGUACUUAAAAUGGCCAGUGCAUCAAUGGAUUUGAUGUUGAACUCUCUUGAACAGAAAUUAAUAAGGAAGUCCUUUGAUGAAAAAAAUAAUGAAGAUGACGAUCAUUGGACUUGGAAAAUGAUGAGCUAAGUAGCCAGUUGGAGGGAGGGGUUCAGAUAUAGCAGUGUUUUAUUUUAAUUCUGUCCAAUAUUUUCAGACAAUAGUGUUUUCUAGAGCAUUCUAAAAGUGACCUGCGUGUGUGGACAAGUGGGUGAACUGAAAAGCUCAUGAAAACGUUUGACGUUUUUCAUUCAUAUAUCUGUCUCUUUUCUAUAAUUAUUUUUAUGAUUGCUUUUAAUAAAUGCACUUAAUAGUAGUCUCUCAAGUUUGAUCCUUUGGAUUUGUUAUUUUAAUUCUGACGUAGUACUUGUCACAUUGCUCUGGAGAUUCUGGACCAUUGGCCCAGAAACAAUCAACAGAGCUCAGAUAGACUUAGUCUAGCUGAAACAGCACUGAACUUAACAUUGCAUAGUUUGCAGCAAAAGAUUCAUGCAUAGAUUUGCACCUCAAAUAUAAUUGGAGAUGCUUUUAAUAUAGGUAUGUUAUCAAUUUGGAGCUUAGUGGACAUUUGCACUAGAUAUCUAAAGGGAGCUUCUGGCCUGGCACAUCUCUUAGUACAAAUGGUAAUUGUUACGCAAAGUAAGUUUUCAUUGGAAUUGAUUUUAGAAAGUGUGUUCAUAUACAAGGUGAAAUGUCAUUGUGAAAUGACAUUUUGAUUGUUUUAUGUAGCAAUGUAUAUUGAUCUCAAUGAGAUAAUUGUUUUACUUAAUUCUCUUGUAGGAGAAUAUUAAAACGAAAAUUUAAAGUUCAAUUUUUCUUCACCAUGUUAAUAAAUGAUCACAAGUGUGCAUGUAUGUUAUUGAAUUAUAUUGUACAGUGCUAGUUAUAUUCCAGUAACCACUUUUUGCUGAUAUAGAUCUGGAUCUUUAACAACCAGGAUCCUCAAUUAACAUAUAACAAGUUACGUACCUUUUCUGAAGUUUACUGAUUCAUCUUGGAAAUGUUGAAUAUGUUAUCAAUUUUGUUCCGUUGAUUUGGGGAAUUAAUAUUUGGUAAACUAUUGUGGAAAAAGAUGCUACAGUAAUUUGCUAUACAUAUAUUUUUGCAAAAUAAAUUGCCAUUCAUGUGAGCUGAUUGAAAAUUUGGUUUCAGCAACCAUAAUUGAUACACAUCAAGUGAAACUACAAACAAUGAAUCCCAACUCCUUAUGACAUCACAACGUAAUGCUGGCCUGUACCACAAUUUUUAUUUAGUGUAGAAUUUUUUUAAUGGUAUUUGUGUGUGGAACUGCUGAAAAAUAAAAUCAGUAGUGCAAUAAUGUUGAAAUAGCAUUUCAGAUUAGCUUUUUUUUUUCUUAUUGAUGAAAGUGCUCACAGAUAUUGUUGAAGUUUUGUAAAUGGUUUCAAAAGCCAAUAAAAAAAAACCCAUUUUGUACCACA